Messenger RNA from Alternaria alternata, 1405 nucleotides. Its product is annotated as sedoheptulose-1,7-bisphosphatase. Gene Ontology annotation, molecular function: fructose 1,6-bisphosphate 1-phosphatase activity. The record is from RefSeq and is a predicted model, not a curated record. The coding region runs from base 252 to 1238 and encodes 328 amino acids. NCBI's taxonomy places the organism in Eukaryota, Fungi, Ascomycota, Dothideomycetes, Pleosporales, Pleosporaceae. The transcript has a single exon. Gene Ontology annotation, cellular component: cytoplasm. Gene Ontology annotation, biological process: sucrose biosynthetic process; fructose 6-phosphate metabolic process; gluconeogenesis.
AUCCAGUGUCGUAGAUUGAGGGAAGACGCGGGUAGGGCCGAGAAGACAAUCAGUGUUUAUGUGGAUGCUUGUGGAGCUCUGCAGGGACGGAGCUUCCGCAACUCCACACCACGACGUCACAGUCAGAGAAGCACUAGCAGACGAGGAUUUCUUUUCUCCUGAUAGAACUUCACGUGCGACAAUAAAUCAUCCUUCCCAUCAUCUGAAAAAUACACAUCUCCCAAAACACGAUAGCCGAACACCCGUCCAACAUGGCGCAAUCAACAGAUCUUCGAACGCAUCUCAACUCCCUCGUCCCAUCAUCUUAUCCCCAACUUCGCGACUCCGUCUUACCUCAGCUCCUCGCUUCAAUCCACACCAUAGCAGGCCACCUUCGUACUUCCCCCUCGGUAACUCAAGUCGGUACCGCCAACGCCUUCGGCGACGACCAACUCAAUGUGGACGUCCUAGCUGAAGAAGCAAUCCGCAAAACCAUCUCCUCCUGUCCUUCCAUAGUCACAGCAUCUAGCGAGGAAGAUCCCGUCGAGAAAUCUUCAGAGUCCACUAGCAGAAGCGAAAAUCAAGGAACAGAAGUCUAUACACUAGGUUUCGACCCCUUGGACGGCUCCUCAAUCAUCGCGCCAAACUGGAGUGUAGGCACCAUCAUUGGAGUCUGGGAAGGUGCCUCAGCUCUUCACCAGUCCCCUAAUGAUAAACAAAUCGCUUCUAUACUGGGUGUGCUGGGCCCACGUACAACCGCUGUUGUCGCCAUCCGUCUACCAGGUACUGAGGGAUCGUGUUUUGAAGUCGGAUACGCAGACGACGGAACUAUGCAAGUCAUUCGUCCAGAAGUCAAAUUGGCGCAAGCCUCUGAAGUGAAAACCCGGUAUUUUGCUCCUGCAAAUAUGCGCGCAGCGGCCGAAGACCAACGGUACCUCAAUCUCAUCAACCGUUAUAUUACCCAAAAAUACACUUUGCGGUAUAGUGGUGGGCUUGUUCCGGAUGUUGUGCAUGCGUUGGUUAAAGGCCAUGGUGUUUAUGUAUCUCCGGUGACAGCACAGAGUAAAGCUAAGCUAAGGCGACUUUACGAGUUGGCACCCAUUGCGCUAAUCAUGGAGUGUGCCGGCGGUGCGGCUUUGGAUUCUGCAACGGGGAAGAGGGUGUUGGAGACGCCAGUUGAGGACACGGAUGAGAGGGGUGGCUUGAUUUGUGGGAACAAGGACGAGGUUGAGGCUGUAAGGAAGGCGUUGUUGGAGUAGAAUACCAGCAUUACUCAUGUGGAAUGAUCGUAUGAGAAGAUAGCCAAGAGUGUAGUGAUUGUAAAUAGUGUCUUUAGACAAAAAUGCUCGAACAUAAUUCGAUAUCUAUAUACCAAAGUGCUUCUAGUCGUUCAAUGAUGCCGCCAGCGCCGUAUAAAAAAGAAUGG